Messenger RNA from Parathielavia appendiculata, 2924 nucleotides. RefSeq names its product PFU-domain-containing protein. NCBI's taxonomy places the organism in Eukaryota, Fungi, Ascomycota, Sordariomycetes, Sordariales, Chaetomiaceae. The transcript is spliced from 3 exons. Gene Ontology annotation, molecular function: ubiquitin binding. Bases 218 to 2641 code for a protein of 807 amino acids. Gene Ontology annotation, cellular component: cytoplasm; nucleus. The record is from RefSeq and is a predicted model, not a curated record. Gene Ontology annotation, biological process: proteasome-mediated ubiquitin-dependent protein catabolic process; ubiquitin recycling.
CUCACCCUUUGUAGCACAAAAAAAAAAAAACAUUGAUUACCUCACCACCUUUUGUCAGCCGAUUUGAACCCUCAUCACAUUCGCUGGGUGGCUCGACGCGCCGUACCCCGGCUUACAGCGAGACAGCUAGCUCCAGACAGCUGCUUCUAAGUGCCCAUCGUUACCCCGCCCUCAUCUUCGGGCCAACCAACAACCAACGCAACACAGUGUCAGCGCGAUGCCAGAUUUCAAACUCUCGGCCCAGCUGAAGGGUCACGAUGCCGAUGUGCGAGCCGUCUGCUUCCCCGCCGCGAAUACCGUUCUCUCGUCGUCCCGCGAUCAAACGGUGCGUCUCUGGCGCAAGACAGCCGACAAACCCCCAACCUUCGAUGCCACCAUAACCAGUCAAGGGCACGGCUACAUCAACUCCCUUACAUUUCUCCGUCCGUCGCCAACCUGGUCCGAGGGUCUCGUGGUUUCAGGUGGCCAUGAGGCAAUCAUUGAAGCGAAACGGCCGGGCUUGACUGCGGGCGACAACGCCGACCGGUUGCUCGUCGGUCAUGGCCACAAUGUGUGCACGCUGGACGUAUCUCCCCGCGGGGCCUAUGUCGUGUCCGGCGGCUGGGACGGGAAAGCGCUAGUUUGGGACACGGAGAAGUGGCAGAUCUCGGCCCAGCUUAUGCACCAGGGCGAGGUCAAGAGUGUCUGGGCAGUUCUGGCCUAUGAUGAACACACCGUCAUCACAGGUAGCGCCGAUACUCAGAUUCGGAUAUUCGACCUUCGCCAAGUCAAUGCCGUUGGCGAGGUGGAGCCACGGCGCACUCUUAGCACCAGCUCUGUUGUGCGCGCGUUGUGCAAGCUGCCCAGUGGUCUCAAGGGCCAUCCGAGCGGAGCGGAGUUCGCAAGCGCCGGCAACGAUGGCAUCAUCCAGCUGUGGAAGAUGAACGGGACGGAAGUCGGAACGCUACGCGGUCACGAUAGCUUCAUUUACUCCCUGGCUUGUCUUCCGACGAGCGAAAUCGUGAGUUCAGGAGAGGACCGGACAGUCCGGAUCUGGAGGGGUUCGGAAUGCAUCCAGACAAUAACGCACCCCGCUAUUUCGGUGUGGUCGGUUGCAGUGUGUCCAGAAAAUGGAGAUUUUGCUUCUGGCGCCAGCGAUAAUGUGGUCCGCGUUUUCACUCGCAAUGCCGACCGCACAGCACCGGCUGAAGCGCUGUCCGAGUUUGAAGAAUCGGUUCGAGCGUCUGCGAUCCCGCAGCAGCAGCUCGGCACUUCGAUCAACAAGGAGCGGUUGAAUCCAAAGUCUUGGCUUCUCAACAACGCCGGCAGAAAUGAUGGGCAGGUAACGACAGUUUUGGAGGAUGAUGGGACCAUUGGGGCUUAUCAGUGGUCGCUCGGUGAGCAACGGUGGGUUCAUGUUGGCACCGUGGUGGACUCGACCGGAAGUAGUGGGCGCAAGGUCCAGUACAACGGCCAAGAAUAUGAUUUUGUGUUCGAUGUCGACAUUGAAGAGGGCAAGCCGCCACUCAAACUGCCCUACAACCUUUCCCAGAAUCCAUACGAGGCGGCAACUAAGUUCCUUGGGGACAACGAACUCCCCAUAUCAUACAUCGAUGAGGUGGCCAAGUUCAUCGUGACCAACACCAAGGGUGCAAUCAUUGGCCAGACCGCCGAAGCUUCCUCAGCCGACCCAUACGGGAGAGAAUCGUGGUAUCAGCCCGACCAAGCAGCGCCGCCGAAGAAAUUCCUGCCGUAUACAGAGUACCUCGCCCUAACCCAAGCCAAGUGGGAGCCGGUCGCAAGGAAGCUCAAGAGCCUCAAUGAGAAACAUAUCUUGGCUGGAAACAAACACAUCGCCAUGAAUCCCGACGGCGUAAGCCGUCUUGAAUCGGUUCUUCAAGCGACUGUGGGCGCAACAAACCAGAAGACUGCAGCCCCUGGGCUCCUCGAGGCUCAGCGUAGCGUCUACAUGCUCGCAACACAAUGGCCGUACGGGGAUCGACUUCCCCCCCUCGACGUCCUCCGCUGUUUUGCGGCGUGGCCCGGUGCCGUAUCUGUCCACGACAGCAAGUACGGCAGCCUGGUGGACAUCGUCUUGCGGGGUGCCCUCGACGUCCAAGAUCCCAUAUCAUCCAACGACCAGCCCGUGGUAGAGCUAAUCAAGAACUUUGACGCCACCAAAAUCAACGUCAACAACAUCAUGAUGGCGCUGCGCGCCGUAACCAACUUGUUCGCCACCGCCGAAGGCCGGUCCCUCGCCGCCUCCGAAGCCGCGGCCAUCACUACCCUCCUGGCCCGCGUCGCGGGCGUCGAAGGCGACCUGGGCCCCAUCGGGCCGGACAACAACAAUCUCCAGAUUGCGCUCACUUCGGCCACGUUCAAUCUCACAUGCCUCGCCUUUAACCAGCGCGAGUCGGUCGACCUUGAGCUGCUGAUGACGCUCUGCCAGGUUGCUGAGGCGGUCAUCCGCCGGCAGAGCGAUCCUGAGGUGCUGUUCCGCGCGCUCAUGUCACUGGGGAUGGUGUUGGCCAUCGGCGGCGACGCAAGGGAUUUGGCCAGGACGCUGGAGGUGGGCGAGCCGGUAGGCGAGGCGGCCAAGAAGAGCGGCGAGGCGAGGAUCAAGGCCCUGGCGCAGGAGUGCUUAGGGUACUUGAGGGGGUGAAUGGGAGGGGAUAGGUGUCUGGUUUAUGUGAGAGAUAGAUGUGGAUGGGAUUUGGUCGGAGGGUUAUAAGCCAUAGGGCCAUCAUGAACUACGAGUCUAAUCGUUCUAAGUGCUUUACUUCCCUGCUUUGACCCUGGGUUGACCACGAAGAGGGGGCAGGGUUAGCCCGACCGGCGCUCGAUGAGCAGGUGAAGAUCAUGAUUAUGACAGGCUGUGCUGUAGACCCACCUUCACUUGGUUUGAAACCCCGGUAUUAGCGCAGUAAAGGGACGAUGGCAACCCU